AUGGCUGGAGUUGAAUUCUUGCCCAAGGAGUAUGGAUAUGUGGUUCUUGUUCUUGUUUUCUACGCCUUUCUCAAUAUCUGGAUGGGGUUUCAAGUGGGCAAAGCUAGAAAGAAGUACGAUGUGCAUUACCCGACCCUGUACGCCAUUGAAGCUGAGAACAAGAAUGCCAAGCUAUUUAACUGCGUUCAGAGAGGUCAUCAAAACUCACUGGAGAUGAUGCCCAUGUUUUUCAUGCUGAUGAUUUUGGGAGGUAUUAGGCAUCCUUUGAUUGCAGCAUCACUUGGAGUCAUUUACAGUGUUGCCCGUUUUUUCUACUUCAAAGGCUACGCCACCGGUGACCCUAAGAAUCGUUUGUCGAUUGGGAAAUACUCUUUCUUGUCCGCAUUCGGGCUUACGUUAUGCACCAUCUCUUUUGGGGUGCAUUUGCUCACUGCUUAA
Messenger RNA from Striga hermonthica, 438 nucleotides. Lineage: Eukaryota; Viridiplantae; Streptophyta; Magnoliopsida; Lamiales; Orobanchaceae. The record is from the annotation of a GenBank genome assembly.